Molecule: messenger RNA, 489 nt
Organism: Trematosphaeria pertusa
Lineage: Eukaryota; Fungi; Ascomycota; Dothideomycetes; Pleosporales; Trematosphaeriaceae
Exons: 2
Coding region: 1-489 (162 amino acids)
Biological process (GO): protein folding; protein peptidyl-prolyl isomerization
Cellular component (GO): catalytic step 2 spliceosome
Molecular function (GO): peptidyl-prolyl cis-trans isomerase activity
Source: RefSeq, a predicted model, not a curated record
AUGACGACCGAGGUCGAACUCGAAACUACUGUGGGCACAAUCACCGUCGAACUCUACACCGACCACGCGCCGAAAACGUGCAAGAACUUCUCCACGCUCGCCCAGCGCAACUACUACAAUGGCGUCGUCUUCCACCGCAUAAUCCCCAACUUCAUGAUCCAGGGCGGCGACCCCACCGGCACCGGCCGCGGCGGCGCGUCCAUCUUCGGCGAAAAGUUCGAAGACGAGAUAUCGCCCGCGCUGAAGCACACCGGGGCAGGCAUACUGAGUAUGGCGAAUUCAGGUCCAAAUACAAAUGGAAGUCAGUUCUUUAUUACCUUGGCGCCGACGCCGUGGCUGGACGGCAAGCAUACCAUAUUUGGCAGGGUGAAGAGCGGGAUGCAGGUAGUGAAGAAGCUAGGCUUGGUCAAGACCGACAAGGAGGAUAGACCGGUCGAAGAGGUCAAAAUUGUGAGGGCAUACCCUGUCGAGAAGGAUGAUCUCGUGUGA